Molecule: messenger RNA, 1182 nt
Organism: Owenia fusiformis
Lineage: Eukaryota; Metazoa; Annelida; Polychaeta; Sabellida; Oweniidae
Source: the annotation of a GenBank genome assembly
GGUGGCAGUAGCAGUGAUAGCAGCAAAAGCAGUCAUGGAAGCCACAGCAAGCAUAGUAGCCACAGCAAACAUAGUAGCCACAAGAAGCAUAGUAGCCACAGCAGUAGCCACAGCAGUCAUGGCAGUAGCUCAUCAUCUGGCUCACAUGAGCGACAACGUGUUUCAAAGAUCAAGUACACAGGACAAACAAGACCAAGACCAACCAUAAGAGUAACUGCGCAGACCACAACACCAGCUCCUUCCCCUAAGUGCAUCACAUACCGGUUCUCUAAGAAUAACAUACCCCAGCUUAGACCUAUAGCUCGGAAUUGUGCUUCUAGGCAAAACUUUAUAUGUAUGAAACCUUGCCUGGCCCGACCACCAGCCAUUCCAACAAGUACACUUCCUCCCAGGCUUAACUUUGGUUAGUCAUGUAAUGAUGCAUGGCGACACUGAGAUGUUUGUUUUUCGGAUGGGCUGAUGAUGGUUCAAUAUUCGACUAGACUUGGCUUCCUUAUAUUAAUUCUAAAUGAGUAAUACAAUUUUAUAUAUAUAGAGACUAAUAAAUACUUGAUAAUAUGAGGUAUACAAAAAGUAAUUUAUUGAAUCGUUAUCUCUGUCUGAAAAACAAAUCCUUACAAAGACAAUAAAUUAUGAAUGGAUGACAGACCACCGCAGCUUAACAUGGACUCUGAAUGAGGCACCAAGAUAUUAUGAAGAGGUUAAAGAGAGAUUCAAAGUUGUUAUCAUCAUCAAAUCUUUACUUUUUUUAUUCUGUACAUGUAUAACAAUAUAAGGGAGUAGUUACAUAAUAUAAUUAUUCAAAUUCUAAUGGUUUAAUUAAAAAGUUGUUAUUUUAAUAAUUUAUUUAUUUUUGUUACUUUUGUUUGCAUUUUAACUGUCGCAUUAUUUUAAUUUCAAAACCGUGGACAAAUUAAUCACAUUUGAGAAUAUAAUGUAGUUUGAGACUGUUUCAGGAUAGAUGAAGUUCUUGAAUCCAACUCUUGUAUUGCAGCAAUGUUCUUUGAUAAUAACAACCAUAUGUAUAUAUGUAACUAGAAACUAAAUGUCCAAAUAAACCGAGUCAUCUCUUAACCUCUGAUUAAUGCUUUAGUUUAGUGUAGAGAAUUAUAUUUCAGUUAACUUGUAAUUAUAUCCAGAAUAAAUGUUUAUGUUAUUUUAUAGAUCUGCAACGAAAUAAAA